Messenger RNA from Vespula pensylvanica (western yellowjacket), 2384 nucleotides. RefSeq names its product putative fatty acyl-CoA reductase CG5065. The record is from RefSeq and is a predicted model, not a curated record. The transcript has 10 exons. Gene Ontology annotation, molecular function: alcohol-forming very long-chain fatty acyl-CoA reductase (NADP+) activity. Gene Ontology annotation, cellular component: peroxisome. Bases 290 to 1837 code for a protein of 515 amino acids. Lineage: Eukaryota; Metazoa; Arthropoda; Insecta; Hymenoptera; Vespidae. Gene Ontology annotation, biological process: long-chain fatty-acyl-CoA metabolic process.
AGACAGAAGUCGAAGGCUAAUGUGAAAUCGUUUCACGUGUAAUUUUUUUUUUAAGAUCGAGUAUAAUUUCGUAUCGGAGAAAAUACUUUUUCUUAUCUCGUUAAGGAAACUUGUUGCAGAAGAUAUAAAAUAGAAUGGAAAAUUUUUCAAUGUUAAAUAUUUAUUAGUCAAUUAAAAAAAAAAAAGAAUUUAUCGGUGAAUGUAAUACACGAGGUAUUAAAGAUCGUUCAUUCGAUUUAACUCAUACACAGAACCAGUCUCCUUCUUGACUUUCAAGAAAAGAGAAAUCAUGGAAGAACGUAGCGAGAUACAAUCGUUUUAUAAAGGCAAGACCAUAUUUAUUACUGGAGGGUCCGGUUUCAUGGGAAAAGUUCUUAUUGAGAAAUUGCUUUAUACCUGUAGCGAUCUUGAUAAAAUCUAUAUGCUAAUAAGAUCCAAAAAAGGUCGGAAUCCUGAUUUGCGUAUCGACGAGAUGUUCAAGUUACCAUUGUUCAUAAGAGUGCGAAAACAAAAGCCAGAAGUAAUAAAAAAAGUGAUACCGAUAGUUGGAGACAUCUCAUUGAACAAUCUCGGUAUCACCGAUGAACAACGGGAGCAUCUAAUUAAUGAAACUCACAUCGUCUUUAAUCUAGCAGCCGCGGUUAGAUUAGAGGCUAAAUUGAAGGACGCUAUCGAAUCGAACACGGUCGGCACAAAGAGAGUAUUGGAGCUGAGCAAGACUAUGAAGAAGCUGGAGGCAUUUCUGCAUCUGAGUACGGCUUUCUGUCAUGUCGAUCAAAUAGAGCUCGGUGAACGAGUUUACGAUUCGCCAGAUGAUCCUCAGGACGUCAUAAGAUUUGUUCAAUGGAUGGAAGACGACGCUAUCAAUCUCGUCACGUCUAAAUUGAUAGCUCCUCAUCCGAAUACUUAUACGUACUCGAAACGUUUGACGGAGAAAUUGGUGGCUGACGAGUUUCCCCAUAUACCAGUUGUCAUAACAAGACCUUCCAUUGUUUUACCGGCUCUCAAUGAACCUUUGCCAGGUUGGGUGGAUAAUUUGAACGGGCCGACAGGUAUCGUUAUUGGUGCUGGGAAAGGUGUAAUUAGGUCGAUGCAUUGCAACCCUAAUUAUCAUGCCGAAGUUAUACCCGUUGACUGGGCCAUUAAUGCGUUGAUCGCGAUCGCAUAUAAGAUAGGUACAGAUCGGAACAAGCCGAAAAAUUGUCCGGUUUAUAAUAUUACUCAGAGUAGUAUCGAACGAAUGACAUGGGGUCAAGUUUUAGAGAGGGGAAGAAGCAUUGCUUACGAUUAUCCCUUCGAAGGACAGAUUUGGUAUCCGGACGGCAACAUACGGAACAGCAAAUUCAUUCAUAAUGUUUUUGUCUUGUUCUUUCAUCUUAUACCGGCUUACCUAAUUGACUUUCUGAUGCUAAUAUUUUGUCAAAAAAGAUUCAUGGUACGUAUUCAAAAAAAAAUUUCGGACGGCCUCGAUCUCCUACAAUAUUUUACCACGCGAGAAUGGAUCUUUCAUAAUACGAAUUUAUUGAUCUUAUGGGGUGACAUGAGUCCGAAGGAUAAAGAAUUAUUUCAGCUUGAUACGGCGAACGUCGACGUGUUAAAUUAUAUAAAGUUUAUUAUAUUGGGUGCAAGACAAUAUUGUAUGAAAGAAGAUCUCUCUUCUUUACCGAGAGCACGUAUACAUCAAAGGAUAAUGUACAUCAUUCACAUCACAACGGUAUACCUAUUCUACUUCGGCAUAUUAUAUUUUAUAUACAAGCAAUUUGAGUUUGCUCGGGUUUCUUUCGAUUAUGUCACAGACAAGAUCAAGAUGCUGCCACUGAUGGAUAAUGUUAUUUAAAAGGAUCAUAUUAAGAAGAAAAAAGAAAAAGAAAUCAUUUGGAGUCGCUUUGUAUCGCUUUAUUACAUUGUAUAUUUGAUUUGUUUGAAGUAGUGCUAUUGAUUGAACUAGUAGUCCAUGUUACUUAUCAUCGAUAAAAGACGGAUUAAUUCUGUACACUUUCAAAUCUUUCUUUUUGUUUAAUUUCUAUCUAUCUUUCGAUUUUUUCCAUCUCUAUUUGUAUUUUUUUCUUUCUUUCUUUUUUUUUUUAUUUUUACUUCUAUAUAUGUACCCUAAUAUAUUUCAUUUGUAUGUCACAAAUAUUUUUGAUACGAGAAACUAUUGGGUUUCCGUGCGUUGGUGGUUUUUUCUUUUUUUUUUUUUUGGUUAAGAAAAAAGAGAAAGGGAAGAUAAAGGAAGAAAGAAAAAAUAGAAAAGAAAGAAUCUUCUAAAUGAAAUGAUCGUUUGUGUUUACUUCUUUAAGUUGAAGUUUUAUUUGAGUUGGAGUUCGUUAAAUAAGUGGAUCUAAGAUACCACGCCAAAUAUAGAUACGCCUACGUACAUCAAA